Molecule: messenger RNA, 2160 nt
Organism: Coffea arabica (coffee)
Lineage: Eukaryota; Viridiplantae; Streptophyta; Magnoliopsida; Gentianales; Rubiaceae
Biological process (GO): DNA repair; telomere maintenance
Molecular function (GO): DNA helicase activity
Source: RefSeq, a predicted model, not a curated record
AUGACUACUCAUCCUUCUGAAGGAGAACGAUACUACUUGAGAUUACUCUUAUCAAAGGUUCGAUAUCCAACUUCAUUUGAUGACUUAAGAACCUUUAAUGGAGUUCAAGUAGAAACGUUCCAAGAAGCAGCAUUAAUUCGAGACCUGUUACAAAAUGAUAACAACCAAGAAAUUUGUUUACAAGAAACUUCAGUGUUUCAUAUGCCCUAUGAAAUGAGGCAACUUUUUGCAACAGUUUUAGUUUAUUCUUGCCCUAAUGACCCAAAGGCAUUGUGGCAAAAUUUUGAAUCUUCUAUGUCAGAAGAUUUUGCCAAAUGUUCAGCAAUGACAUCUGCACAAGUGAAAAGAAAUGUCCUGCAACAAAUUGAUGGAUUUUUGCAAUCCAUGGGAAAAAGUGAUACUGGGAAAACAUUUUUGUACAGAGCUUUGUUAGCUGAUGUUAGAACUAAAGGCUAUCUUGCACUUGCUACAGCUACAUCAGGAAUUGUAGCUUCCAUUUUACCAGGUGGAAGGACUGCACAUUCCAGAUUUAAAAUUUCAAUAGAUAUCUUUGAUGGUGCAACAUGUCGAGUUAGUAAACAAACUUCUUUAGCUGCAAUGAUCAAAGAAGAAAAACUAAUAAUCUGGGAUGAAGCACCAAUGUCUAAAAAAGCAGCAAUUGAAGCUUUAGAUGAUCUCUUAAGAGAUUUAAUGAAUUCAAAAGAAGUAUUUGGGGGAAAGGUAGUUGUGCUUGGUGGAGAUUUUAGACAAACAUUGCCAGUUGUUAGAAAGGGAACAAAAGCUGAAAUGAUAAAUGCAUGUUUGAUAAAUUCUCCAUUAUGGCACAAAUUAGAAAAAUUGCAAUUAACAGAGAACAUGAGAGCAAAAUUAGAUCCUUCAUUCACGCAGUUUCUUUUAAAAAUUGGAGAUGGAACACAGGAAACAGAUGAGAAUGAUAUAGUAAAACUUCCAUCUUCAAUUAUAGUUAACUAUAAUAAUGAGACUGAUGCAAUUGAAAAACUAAUCAAUAUUGUGUAUCCUGAAUUUAAAGAUCCUUCAAAGAAACUGCAUUGCUCACAAAAUAGAGCAAUUUUAACUACAAAGAAUAACUUUGUAGAUGAAAUAAAUGAUCAAUUGAUCGAAAAAUUUUCAGGAGAUUUGACUGAGUACUUAAGUUAUGAUGAAACACUGAAUGAAAAUCAUCAAUCUAAAUAUAUUGAUCUCUUGAAUACUCUUACGCCUAGCAAUUUACCUCCACAUAGAUUACUGUUAAAACCCAAUGCCCCAAUAAUUCUUUUAAAAAAUCUUGAUCCUACUGAAGGAUUAUGCAAUGGAACAAGACUGAUAAUAAAGAGUUUGAGCAAGAAUGUUAUUUGUGCUAAAAUUGCAGUCGGUGAUUUUUGUGGCAAAGAAGUUUUUAUACAUAGAAUUUCCAUGCAGCCACCAAGUGAUGAACAAUAUCCAGUUCCAUAUAAGAGAACACAAUUUCCAAUUCGUUUGUGCUUUGUGAUGACAAUAAAUAAAGCACAAGGCCAAACUUUAGAUUUUGUUAGUAUUUAUUUGAAAGAACCUGUGUUUUCACAUGGCCAAUUAUAUGUUACACUUUCAAGAGCCAAAACAGCUUCAGCUGUAAAAGUGCUUAUCAGGCCAACUUAUUUUGAUGAAUCAUGCACUGAUCAUACUAAAAAUAUAGUAUAUAAAGAAGUUCUUGAAGCUUCCCAGAUUACAUUAUCAGUGCUAGACAUUCAGAAAGGAGCAGAAAAGUGGACUGUUCUAGCACAAGUUGUUCAGAGAGGCCACAAUCAACUGACUCGUGAAGUUUCACCUAGGCGAAUUAUGCGUUUUCUGCUCACAGAUACUGAGCCUUAUCAAAGAUAUUAUGUUUCUAAUGCAAUUGUUGUUCCUGCUGACCCAACAUACAGAAUUGGGACCUAUGAAUGCUCGUGGAUUUUGAACUACAAGACUUUGAUUGAAAAUUAUGCUGAACCUGUGCCACCUAUGUUGCCUUGCAUAUUUGAGCUGACAAACUUCUCUGAUCUGCACAAAUAUGUUGAUUCAGAUAAUCUUUGCAAUAUUAGAGGCUUUGUGAUUCACGCAUUACCAGUAAAACAAGCAGAUCCAGAUUGUACUUCUAGAGACAUUAUAAUAGAAGAAACUCAUGCUUAUGACUCUCUGGAAUGA